AAGCCGCCCCAUGCCAGGAGGAUGCUGGAGAGUGGCUGCAAGGCGCUGAAGGAGGGCGUGCUGGAGAAGCGGAGCGACGGGCUGCUGCAGCUGUGGAAGAAGAAGCGCUGCAUCCUGACCGAGGAAGGGCUGCUCCUCGUGCCCCCCAAGCAGCCGCAGCCGGGUCCCCCGGCCGCCGAGCCGCCGGCCGCCAAGAUCAAGGAGCUGCACUUCUCCCACAUGAAGACGGUGGACUGCGUGGAGCGGAAGGGCAAGUACGUGUAUUUCACCGUGGUCAUGGCCGAGGGGAAGGAGAUCGAUUUUCGGGGCCCGCAGGAGCAGGGCUGGAACGCCGAGAUCACGCUGCAGCUGGUGCAGUACAAGAACCGCCAGGCCAUCCUGGCCGUCAAGUCCACCCGCCAGAAGCAGCAGCACCUGGUCCACCAGCACCCGGGCCACCGCCUCCGCAGCGCCUCCAACUCCGCGUAG
This is a messenger RNA of Emys orbicularis (European pond turtle), 468 nucleotides long. RefSeq names its product pleckstrin homology like domain family A member 1 (gene PHLDA1). The transcript has a single exon. Gene Ontology annotation, biological process: positive regulation of apoptotic process. The record is from RefSeq and is a predicted model, not a curated record. Lineage: Eukaryota; Metazoa; Chordata; Testudines; Emydidae. Gene Ontology annotation, molecular function: phosphatidylinositol phosphate binding. The coding region runs from base 22 to 468 and encodes 148 amino acids. Gene Ontology annotation, cellular component: nucleus.